CACAGAGAAAGAGAAAGAGAGAGAGAGGGAGCCCAAAUCAGUUCCGCCCAGUAGUUUGAAAACACAACGGCGCAUCGGUGCUGGUGGACGCGGCAGUGUGGAGCUCGGAGACGGGGAGCUGAGGCAGCUGAAGGAGCUGAGGGAGCCGGUAAAGCCUCUAUGAGUCAUGGUGGACUUUUAUAGCGAGCUCUGGACGCCGUUAUCUGUGUGCCGUUAUUGUCCUCAGUCAUAUUUCACAGCCUGUGUGGUGGCGGAAGGCUGGCGCUGAGCAUCGUGAGGAGCUCCGUGAGCUUGGACCGGGCUCAGACUCUGUUUUUAAGGUCUGAUAAGCUGAAAAACUGCCGUUCCGUGGCUACAUAUGGCUGUUCCCGCUGGGAGAUGUAGGCCAACACCACUCUGCACCAGGACCCAAAUCCCCUUCUGCUUCUGUUCUCCAAUCUUCAAAUCUCCAAUCCUCCAAACCUGACCUGCAGCUGGACUGAGCUGAACCAAGCUAGACGGAGCGGUCCAAGGCCGCUCUCUCUCCUCCUGCUGCCACCCAUGAGAGGCAAACAGUUCCAACAGCAACUAAAACCGGCAGCGCCUCGGGAGACAGACAGUGACUAUGGCAGGAGACUCAAGACGUACCAGAACCACACCAAAAUAAUCGCCCAGCCAGGGAUCGUGAUGAAAGUGCUGCGCAAGAAGCGGAUGAUUUUGUUCAUCGCUUAUUUCCUGCUGCUGGUCUUGACUAUGUUGAACUUGGCCAACUACAGGUGGAGCAAAGAGCCACAGCAGUGUAGCCACCAGACUCGCAGCACAGCCUACCAGGGCAGGUCAGACAUCCGCUUCCUCUACAGGCCCUCGCUGGCCAAGAAGCGGCAGCUCGUCUACGUCCUCACCACGUGGCGGUCGGGGUCGUCCUUCUUUGGUGAGCUUUUCAACCAAAACCCGGACGUCUUCUUCCUCUACGAGCCGAUGUGGCACAUCUGGCAGAAGCUAUACCCAGGCGAUGCCGUCUCGCUGCAGGGGGCGGCGCGGGACAUGCUGAGCGCCCUGUACCGUUGUGACCUCUCAGUGUUCCAGCUGUAUAACAGCCCCGGGGGCAAGAACUUUACAUCCCUCGGCUUGUUCGGGGCCACCCUGAACAAGGUGAUCUGCUCGUACCCCCUGUGCUCCGCCUACCGCAAAGAGGUGGUGGGCAUGGUGGACGACAAGGUGUGUAAAAAGUGCCCGCCGCAGAGUUUGCGGAUGCUGGAGGAAGAGUGCCUGAAGUACAACACUAUCGUCAUCAAAGGGGUGCGCAUUUUGGACGUUAAUGUUUUGGCGCCUCUCAUGGAGGACCCCUCGCUAGACCUCAAGGUGAUACAUCUGGUACGGGACCCGAGGGCCGUGGCGAAUUCCAGAAUCAAAUCCAGGCAUGGUUUGAUUCGGGAAAAUCUGCAGGUGGUCCGGAGCAGGGACCCCAAACUUAGGCGGAUACCGUUUGUGGACGCUGGACAUAAGAUGAGCAAGAAGGACGGGGCGGACUAUCAUUCGAUUGGAGCAAUGGAGGUCAUUUGCGACAGGACCCACAGGAGCUUGCGAACGGCGCUGAACCCGCCCGCCUGGCUGAAGGGCAAGUACUUGACAGUCCGUUACGAGGACCUGGUGGAGAACCCUGUCAAAGUUGUACGAAACAUCUACCGCUUCGUCAAUCUCAGUGUCAACCACGACAUUGAGUCUUUCGCCCUCAACAUGACCAACGGUACAAACUCUUCCUCAAAGCCAUUCAUUGUGUCAUCCAGGAACGCCACCCAAGCUGCCAGCGCUUGGAGGACGCUCCUGAGCAUCCAACAGAUCAAACAAGUGGAGGACUACUGCCACCAGGCCAUGGGGGUGCUGGGUUACGAACGUGUACGAACAGCCAGUGAGGCCAAAGACUUGGGUAAAUCCUUAAUGACUGCCUCCAAACUGUGACAGCAACCUCUCACCAAAGACUUCUGAUUGAAAAUGAAAAAGAAAAAAUGCCAGUCUGAAUGGUUUCAGUGUAGCUCAGUAGCUGUGGAAUCCAGGCUUUAUUUUGUUUCAGUGUUUUAUGGAGGGAUUUGACAUCCCUCAUAGGAAUGUACUUUUAUUUUGUGGUAAUUUAACGCUACCACAGCUUUUAUAACCGGAUUAUGGAUGUUUGACAAACCGUCUACAAAAAAAAACAAAAACAUGACUUGAAUAUGAGAUGAGUCUUGAUAUUGUACAAAUCAUGUGUCUUGCAUCUCGACAACUCUUCAGAAUGGAUGUUUAUAGGAUUAUUUUGAAUGUUUCAGACACAUUCGUUAAUUUGAAUUUGCUCACUUUGCAAAUUGUGAAUGGAAAAUGUGGAAAAUACUGACAAUGAAUCAAAACUCUCUUUAAAAGCAGGUGAUGCUGUUUAGUUAGUGCAGGAUCCUCUCAGAGACAAUCAUUAAAGUGCUCUGUAAUGAUUUUCCUGUUUCUGCUGCUCCUUUGACCUGCCUGAUAGUUUGUCAUGGUCAGUCUGCAGUGCUGGUGGGUGCUCAGACCCCUUCCUUUAUCGCUCAGCGCGUUCAGACUCCUCACUGGCUGGUUUUAUUUGGCUUAGGGGUCUUUAUUAUUGUAGCUUUUUUCAAGAUUGAGUCCCUGCUGUUUUCCCACGACACUUUCUAACAUACUUAUGAAAGGAUCAUUAUAGCCAGACAGGCUGGAACUGUGACUUUUAGACUACACUCAGAGCAUACUGGCUUCUCUACAGGAAAAAGAAAAGCUCUGUAACUUGUUUGGUUCUAAAAAAUGAACAAAAUGGUAUGUUGGCAAGUGAUAUAAUCAUUUUGAGAUUGCAAUAAUCAAAAUAAAAUUAUGGUCUCAUGUUCA
Molecule: messenger RNA, 2844 nt
Organism: Astyanax mexicanus (Mexican tetra)
Lineage: Eukaryota; Metazoa; Chordata; Actinopteri; Characiformes; Acestrorhamphidae
Gene: chst2b
Product: carbohydrate (N-acetylglucosamine-6-O) sulfotransferase 2b
Exons: 2
Coding region: 541-1938 (465 amino acids)
Biological process (GO): carbohydrate metabolic process; sulfur compound metabolic process; N-acetylglucosamine metabolic process
Cellular component (GO): Golgi membrane
Molecular function (GO): N-acetylglucosamine 6-O-sulfotransferase activity
Source: RefSeq, a predicted model, not a curated record